GACAAGAAGAGACCAGCCAAACUCACACAUCUCUCUCACAUCUUUCUUUCUUCUUCUUGCCUGUCCCUCACUCCCACUUUCCGAUCACCGACGCUUCAAUUAAUCACUGAACACGAAGUAUAUUCUCCACCGAAGAGCAUUUUCACAAUCUUCCAGAGCACCAUGGGUCGCUGCAUCUAUGGUUGCUCCGCUGUUACUUUCUUCUUCCUCCUCGUCACUGCAUCGUCUCUCGAACCGGGCCACCACAACAAAACCGGGUCUGGUCAGAUAAACUCAAACUCAGUCCUCGUCGCUCUCCUCGACUCUCAUUACACCGAGCUCGCGGAGCUCGUCGAGAAAGCUCUCCUCCUCCAGAAACUCGAAGACGCCGUGGGCCGUCACAAUAUUACCAUUUUCGCCCCUCGCAACGAAGCUCUGGAGCGCGACCUCGACCCGGAUUUCAAACGGUUCUUGCUCCAACCAGGUAACCUCAAAUCCCUCCAGACGCUGCUCUUGUCACACAUUGUCCCCACCCGAGUCGGAUCCAACCAAUGGCCCGAGGAGAACUCGGGUCGGGUCAAGCACCUCACGCUAGGGAGCGACCAAGUGCUGCAUUUGAGCAAAACCAAAGGAAACGGGAAGAGGCUAGUGAACUCCGCCGUGAUCACCCGACCCGAUGAUUUGACCCGACCCGACGGGUUGAUCCACGGGAUCGAACGGCUUUUAAUCCCCCGCUCCGUCCAAGAAGAUUUCAACCGGCGGCGAAACCUCCGAUCGAUCUCCGCCGUGUUACCCGAAGGAGCUCCGGAGGUCGACCCGAGAACUAACCGUCUCAAGAAAUCCGCCGCCGCCGCCGCGGUUCCCGCCGGAUCCCCGCCGGUGCUCCCGAUCCAAUCCGCCAUAGCUCCAGGUCCGUCGCUAGCUCCGGCACCGGCUCCGGGACCCGGAGGUCCACGUCACCACUUCAACGGCGAGGCUCAGGUCAAAGAUUUCAUCCACACGCUGUUGCAUUACGGCGGAUACAACGAGAUGGCGGAUAUUCUCGUGAAUCUGACGUCGCUCGCGACGGAGAUGGGACGAUUGGUAUCGGAAGGUUACGUUCUCACGGUGUUGGCUCCGAACGACGAAGCAAUGGCGAAGCUGACGACGGAUCAGCUGAGCGAGCCCGGAGCUCCGGAGCAGAUCGUGUACUACCACAUUAUACCGGAGUAUCAGACGGAGGAGAGUAUGUAUAAUUCGGUUAGGAGGUUUGGGAAGGUGAACUAUGAAACGCUGCGUUUUCCUCAUAAGGUUGCGGCGAAGGAAGCUGAUGGUUCGGUUAAGUUCGGUUCUGGUGACCGGUCUGCGUACCUGUUUGAUCCGGAUAUUUACACGGACGGUCGGAUUUCGGUUCAAGGGAUUGAUGGUGUUUUGUUCCCUGAGGAGGAAGGGACGGUUAAGAAACAGACUAGUCCGGUUAAGAAAGUUGUUCAACCAAGAAGAGGGAAGUUGCUGGAAGUAGCAUGUCGAAUGCUUGGAGCUAUUGGCAAAGACUCGUAUUUAAGCACAUGCUGAUGAAUUCACAAACAAGAAGAGAUUAUUAAAAGACAAAUCUCUGAAGAAUAUCUGUAAACACGCACAAAAGGUUAUGAUUCGCAUGUUCUUAGAGAAGAAUGAAGGCUUGGAAGAGAAGGAAAGAAAACGAGGAACAUCAUCAUCAGCAAUGUUCAAAUCAUUCUUCAAAGGAAUAUGAAAAGAGGGUUUGUUGGGUUUUUCUAUAAAUAUAUUAAAAAAAUAUUUUUGGGCAGGUUGGUUUUUGGGUUAUAAAAAUUGUAAUUAGAUUAUAUGAACUCUCAAUUUUUUAAUUGAUUUGUGGUGUAUGGAAAAAAUAAAUCAUAAAGUGGGAAACAAAAGAAAAAGACUUGAGAACCCACUACCAUCUUUUCUUCAGUA
Messenger RNA from Brassica rapa (field mustard), 1911 nucleotides. Its product is annotated as fasciclin-like arabinogalactan protein 18. Lineage: Eukaryota; Viridiplantae; Streptophyta; Magnoliopsida; Brassicales; Brassicaceae. The record is from RefSeq and is a predicted model, not a curated record.